AUGCGGUUUAUUCGUCUAUACAACAUAUCGCAUCAUCCUCUAAACUAUCACACGUACUUGUCGAGGAUAAAAAAGUUGCCCAAAGUAUACCACGAAAGUACAACACCGAUAAAACAACAACUACUACUAGAUUUAGUCAAGGCUAAUCGCACCCUACAACGAACUAACACCCUGCCAAAUUAUGCUCCUACUAGACUAAACUUGGAACUAUCCACGCCUACUAAUGCAAAGCUUGAAUCUGGCUUGAAAAAGUUGUUGUUUCAUGACUUUCGCAGGGAUGCACUUGAUGAUGUGCAAGUAGUCAAGGAGUACUUGCUAACUGAACCGAAACCGAGUAACGUCCAAGACUUGAUUGAGAUCACCAGUGACAGUUUUCGCAAUCAGCUAACUCACAAGAAAGAUGUAGAUACUUCCAUAGUGUAUAUCACCCUCAGUCGAAUACUAGACCAGAACGACUACUUUAAUGGGUUUAAUUUGAUUGACAAGACUGUCAACUCCGACCUAUACUUGGACUACAGAAAAUCCAGACUCAUGAAACUAGUAGUAUCAGCAACACUAGCAAACAUUGGCGUACUCGCUCUACAAUCGACACUACUACCAGACAUACCACUACUCGCGUGGAUGUUACUAAACAUAUCAUCCACAGCACUAGUGUCUAGCAUGGCCAACUUGAAAAUAUCCAAUCUUGGCCGAAUAAAAUUUCGGUUCUACAAUUCACAACUCUACAAUUACUUACACAAACAUGAAUUAAUAACUACCAACAAGAUCAUAACCCAUUUGGAAGAAUUCAACGAGACAAACCUAAUCAACUUCCAUUACUCAAAAGUGCGACCAGAACCAAAUUUAAAGACAUUUACCGUGGAUAACUACAUCGUGGAACUCCCUGAUGCCGUAGUGGAAACCAACGCCCAUCCAUGGACGCAUUUACCCAAUGAGGAAAUAUCCAACAUUCAAAAGUUCUUCAAGAGUGAACUCAACAAACGAAGAAUGGUAUUAUGCGAUUUGAAUCUGGAGCUACUCUUUCUUGAGUAUUGGAAAAAUCACGGCGAGGGGUUUGCCUGGGUUGAGCCCGAUCAGGACCCGGGCGAGAUCAUAAAACUAAAAAUUAAGCAGAUGUAA
Messenger RNA from Spathaspora passalidarum NRRL Y-27907, 1119 nucleotides. RefSeq lists its product as uncharacterized. The transcript has a single exon. The record is from RefSeq and is a predicted model, not a curated record. The coding region runs from base 1 to 1119 and encodes 372 amino acids. Lineage: Eukaryota; Fungi; Ascomycota; Pichiomycetes; Serinales; Debaryomycetaceae.